Molecule: messenger RNA, 1113 nt
Organism: Symbiodinium natans
Lineage: Eukaryota; Dinophyceae; Suessiales; Symbiodiniaceae
Source: the annotation of a GenBank genome assembly
AUGAGCGCCAAACAGGAUAAGAAUGGAUACGCCGCCCUGCAGGGGCGAAAGGACCAGGAGGCUGGGGGCCAGGCCGCUGCCACGCCCAAGAAGAAGGUCUAUGCCUCCUGCGCCACGUGCGCGAAGCGGAUCCUCCUGGACUCCGUCCUCAAUGUUCUGCUUCUCACAGUGCCUUUUGGCAUUGCAGCUCCGAGACUACACUGGAGUGACCAGGCCGUGUUCGCACUGAACUUCCUAGCCAUCCUCCCGCUCGCCAAGAUUUUAGGUGCUGCGACGGAGGAGCUGUCCGACAGCGUCGGGGAGACGCUGGGGGGCCUGCUGAACGCAUCUUUUGGUAAUGCAGUGGAGAUGCUGCUGUCAGUGUUCGCGCUCCGAAAGGGCCUCGUGAGCGUGGUCCAAGGCAGCUUGCUGGGAAGCAUCCUCAGCAAUCUUCUCCUGGUGCUUGGCAUGUGCUUCUUCUUUGGCGGCAUCAAAUUCCACAAGCAGAAGUACAAUGCCGACGGCGCCCGUGUUCAAUCCAACCUCCUGCUGCUGUCGGUCCUAGCAAUGGUGAUCCCUUCGCUGGUGGGUCUGGUAACCAGUGAGGAGGGCGUUUCUCUCGAAAUGUCAAGAGGUGCCGCAAUCAUCCUGGCCGUUCUGUAUGGUCUCUAUUUAGUGUUCCAGCUGCGCACGCACAAAGAUUACUUCGAGACGGAGCAAGACGAGGGUGCUGAUGGCGAAGAGGAGCCGAUGCAUCCCGGAGUAGCAUCACUGCUGCUGUUGCUGGUGACUCUCCUGGUCGCGGUAUGCUCCGAGGGGCUCGUCGAUAGCGUCGAGGGCAUUACCCGGGAGAUGGGCAUCUCAGAGCAUUUCAUCGGUGUCAUUCUCCUGCCAAUCGUGGGGAAUGCAGCAGAGCACCUGACAGCGGUAGAUGUGGCGAUGAAGAACAAGAUGGACCUCUCCUUGGGCGUUGCCUUAGGUUCUUCGUCGCAGAUUGCCUUGCUGGUCGUUCCUUUCACGGUGUGGGCCCCGUCUACCUCGUGCAUGUCCAAUGCAGGGCCGACAAGUCGUUUUAAACAGGUACAGGCUUUGAACACCCACUGCGUUGCCAGGAUUCAGAGAGGACUAGGCUAA